AAAACUAUCAAGUAUGGAACUGCAAUGACCUAUUUUGCUGCUAUUAUGGAUAUGUACCAGAAGCAAGUUAAAGUUGGUGUGAACAACUACUCUCACCCUCGCAAGGCUUGUAUUCAGCUGUUAGAUAACAUGAAAAAAGUCGAAUUUGCUGACCUUCAGACAGUCAUGUUGGAUUGUGAAGAACCUUCCAAAUGUCCUGCCUUUGUCUUGGUCUUGAAGCAGGGAAAGAUAAACCAGUUUGGACAAAUUGAGCUUGCAGCCUGCUUGCAAAAUUCCAAGGUUGAGAUUUGUCCAUUCAUAGCACUUGGAUGCUAUUUCUUCUGGAAAUGA
Messenger RNA from Phycomyces blakesleeanus NRRL 1555(-), 330 nucleotides. RefSeq lists its product as hypothetical. Gene Ontology annotation, molecular function: DNA binding. The transcript has 2 exons. NCBI's taxonomy places the organism in Eukaryota, Fungi, Mucoromycota, Mucoromycetes, Mucorales, Phycomycetaceae. The record is from RefSeq and is a predicted model, not a curated record. The annotation marks the transcript as partial.